AUGACAUCCCGAAUCAACUCCCCUUCGGCGCUUUUGUUACUACCCCCUCCUUCAUCAUUCACUUUCGGCGGGGUCAAGGAAGCAUUUGAGGCCUCGGUAUCCGAUGCGUUCGUGCAGCUGUCCAAAGCCUUGGACGGCUCCAAUCGCAUUGCCACUCUCGACAUUGCUUUGCAAAUCCCAGGCUUGCUUUCUGCAUCCAACAGGCCUCGCAUAAAGAGCUUUGUCCAGAUGGAACGUUAUGUCGCCUAUGUCUAUACUUUGAUUCUGGCCGUGGGGACCACUCGAGAUAUUAAACUUGACUUGCCGGGUGGCAUCGAUGCACGUUUAGUAUUUGUUGAUCAUCCGUUAUCUGAUGAUGAGAUCCAGACUGGUUCAAAGAUCGGGCCAAUCCUUGACAUCCAGUCUCUGGCAACCUCGGGCCGACAGUGGGACCAUAUAUUCUUUCCAAGCAACCAACCCGGCCGGGAUUUGGUCGACUCCUUUCUUAGUAGUACCACCGGUUCAUCCAAGAAUCACACCGCAUCGAUCCUGCAGACAGUCUCCGCUGGAGACUGGUCAGCCCCGCAGUCUCUUCCGAUUCCUGAGGACCAGCCGUCCCUUCAGCCCCACUACUCGGUUGCAGUUGGAGGAACAUUCGAUCAUCUUCAUCUUGGUCACAAACAUCUCCUCACAGCAUUGGCGCUAGCCCUGGAGCCGCUAGAUCAUACUAAUCAGGAUCGAGAGAGGGUUUUGACGAUCGGUGUGACUGGCGCCGAUUUGCUAGUGAACAAGAAGUUUUCUGAAUACUUAGAAAGUUGGGAAGAGCGGUUUCAGCGCACCGCAGCCUUUCUGGCUGGCAUUAUGGAUUUCUCGGGGAAUAAAUCACCUCGAAUGGAACGCACCAGAACGGCGGAUGGCAAGGGACAGGUGGUGGUGAUACAAUACCAGCCCAACUUGAUCUAUAAGUUUGUGGAAUUCUUUGAUACCUGCGGCCCCACAGCAACCGAUGAGAACAUCAGUGCGUUGGUAGUAUCGCAGGAGACGUCAGCUGGAGGUGCAUUCGUCAAUGAGGAACGGGCCAAAAAGGGAUGGUCAAGACUUUCCAUUUUCGAAGUGGGUGUGCUCCUGGCUGGUGAAGCUAAGGAAAGCGCCAUCAAUUUCGAGAACAAGAUUGGCAGCACGGAGAUUCGUCGACAAUGUAUGGAAUCGGAUCGGGCCAAAAUCUAA
Penicillium verhagenii is the source of this 1206-nucleotide messenger RNA. Its product is annotated as putative pantetheine-phosphate adenylyltransferase. Gene Ontology annotation, biological process: coenzyme A biosynthetic process. Gene Ontology annotation, molecular function: dephospho-CoA kinase activity. The coding region runs from base 1 to 1206 and encodes 401 amino acids. Lineage: Eukaryota; Fungi; Ascomycota; Eurotiomycetes; Eurotiales; Aspergillaceae. The transcript has a single exon. The record is from RefSeq and is a predicted model, not a curated record.